Colletotrichum costaricense is the source of this 753-nucleotide messenger RNA. RefSeq names its product 60S ribosomal protein L7. Gene Ontology annotation, molecular function: RNA binding; structural constituent of ribosome. The transcript is spliced from 3 exons. Gene Ontology annotation, biological process: maturation of LSU-rRNA from tricistronic rRNA transcript (SSU-rRNA, 5.8S rRNA, LSU-rRNA). The record is from RefSeq and is a predicted model, not a curated record. Lineage: Eukaryota; Fungi; Ascomycota; Sordariomycetes; Glomerellales; Glomerellaceae. The coding region runs from base 1 to 753 and encodes 250 amino acids. Gene Ontology annotation, cellular component: cytosolic large ribosomal subunit.
AUGGCCGCCACCACUUCCGUCCCCACCUCCAACCAGGUUCUGGUUCCGGAGACCCUUCUCAAGAAGCGCAAGUCUCAGGAGAAGGCUCGCGCUGAGCGCAACUCGGCCACCGAGAAGCGCAAGGCUGCCAACAAGGAGAAGCGUGGUGUCAUCUUCAAGCGUGCUGAGAAGUACGUCAAGGAGUACCGCGACGCAGAGCGCGAGAAGGUCCGCCUCUCCCGCGUUGCCCGCGAGAACGACUCCGCCUACGUUCCCGCUGAGGCCAACCUGAUUUUCCUUAUCCGCAUCAAGGGUAUCAACAAGAUCGCCCCCAAGCCCCGCAAGAUCCUCCAGCUUCUUCGUCUCCUCCAGAUCAACAACGGAGUCUUCAUCAAGAUCACCAAGGCCACCACCGAGAUGAUCAAGAUCAUCGAGCCGUGGGUUGCCUACGGUUACCCCAACCUCAAGUCCGUCAAGGAGCUCGUCUACAAGCGCGGUUACGGAAAGGUCAACAAGCAGCGCGUCGCUCUCACCGAUAACUCCAUCAUUGAGGAGAACCUCGGCAAGUACGGCAUCGUCUGCAUGGAGGAUCUCAUCCACGAGAUCUACACUGUCGGCCCCAACUUCAAGCAGGCCUCCAACUUCCUCUGGCCCUUCAAGCUCUCCAACCCCACUGGUGGCUUCCGCCCCCGCAAGUUCAAGCACUUCAUCGAGGGUGGUGACCUUGGCAACCGCGAGGAGAAGAUCAACGCCCUCAUCCGCCAGAUGAACUAA